AUGUACAGCUGCAAUCGGAGGUCCAAGAAAAGGAGGCUUCCGGACGUGGCGGUUGUGCCUUUGAAGACCGACCCCGCCAAGCUGGCCGACAAGAUGCUGCGCACCCCCAAGUGCUCGCGGUGCCGCAACCACGGCUUCCUGGUGCCAGUCAAGGGCCACUCGGGCAAGUGUCGCUGGAAGCAGUGCACCUGCGAGAAGUGCUACCUGAUCACCGAGCGCCAGAAGAUCAUGGCCGCGCAGAAGAUGCUCAAGAAGCAGGCGGGGGAGGAGGAGCAGGAGGCGGCCGGCCCGUGCCCGCCGGGGCCCGAGCUGGCCACCGCGGCCGCGGCCCCGGGUCCGAGCUUCCGCCCGCCGCUGCCGCCUGCGCCCGCCGUGCUGCCCGCCGCAGAGCCGGACGCCGAGGCCCGCGUGGCCCCCUGCGUGGCCCCCGGCUUCCCGGAGCGGCCUCCGCGCGGGCCCAGCCCGGGCCCCAGCGCCUUCCAGCCCGUGCUGGGCGGCCUGGGCCACGCGGGCCCGAGCGAGCGAGGCGCGGCCACCCCCGCCCCCGCCGCCGCCGCCGCGCCCAGCCCGGCCGGGCUCUUCUUCGGCGCCGAGGCCGCGGGCCGCGGAGGCUCGGGCCGGCCCGCCUUCCGGGGGCCGCUGCCGCCCAUGCCAGGCCCGCCCUUCGCCGACUUCGUCUGGCCCCACCGCGCCUGCGCGCCGGGCUUUCCCGGGCGCGGGAGCCACGCCGUGCCCCGACUGCGCCUGCGCACGCUCCUUUCCCGCCUGCUCCCCGACGCUCCGCCCCUCAGCCUGCCCGCCAGGCCCACGGCGCCUGCGCAGAUCCUCGGCAGCCAUUUUCUGUCUUCCGUCGGAGAGCUGUGCGUCCGUUGGGGACUUCCGUUGAACAUCAGCUCCGGCGGCGCCGUGGGGCCCGACUACCUGGAGAGAGAGCCCGGCAAGCUGUACCCCAGCAUGCGCCCCUUCCGCCCGUUCCCGCUGGGCUACCCGGACGCCGCCCCGGGCACGGGCAUCCCCUUGCAGCGGGACUUCCGGCACGUGUCCUGCACCCACUACCGUGGGGGAGACCUGGUGUCUGAGCCUGUCAGGGACUUCCCACCCAGCUUCUAUGCACCGCCAGCGCCACCUCCGCCGCUGCCACAGCAGCCCCAGUUCCUCCCACCAGGCUUCCUCUCUGCGCUGCACUUGCUGCCACCACCGCCGCCGCCGCCGCCACCCCCCACCUUCUCGCUGACCAUCCUAUCUGACACCGAAAGGGAGGACAGGGAGCCCACGGAUGCCCGGGAGAUGGAGGCAGGGGCAGAGGCGCCCGAGGAUCCCAGCCAGCCGGCAACCCAGGAGAAGUCUGACUAG
Messenger RNA from Sorex araneus (European shrew), 1353 nucleotides. It is a transcript of the gene DMRTB1, whose product is annotated as DMRT like family B with proline rich C-terminal 1. Gene Ontology annotation, biological process: regulation of transcription by RNA polymerase II; sex differentiation; germ cell development. The transcript is spliced from 6 exons. Gene Ontology annotation, molecular function: RNA polymerase II cis-regulatory region sequence-specific DNA binding; DNA-binding transcription factor activity, RNA polymerase II-specific. Lineage: Eukaryota; Metazoa; Chordata; Mammalia; Eulipotyphla; Soricidae. Gene Ontology annotation, cellular component: nucleus. Bases 1 to 1353 code for a protein of 450 amino acids. The record is from RefSeq and is a predicted model, not a curated record.